Rotaria sp. Silwood1 is the source of this 2091-nucleotide messenger RNA. The record is from the annotation of a GenBank genome assembly. Lineage: Eukaryota; Metazoa; Rotifera; Eurotatoria; Philodinida; Philodinidae.
AUGCAAGCUUCUAUUGUUUAUAGUGCCGUAGAUUCAGAUGAUUAUUUAACAAAAUAUAUUCAACGUCAAUCUCAUUGUUUGGAUGUUUUUGAACAAUACAUUACUACACUGAAACGAUCAUUUGGUAUUAUUCGUGAGGCGGCUUCUGAUGCACCUAUAUUUGAUCCAGGUCUUACUAUCAUGGGUCCACACGUUAAAAAAGAUCCGUCUGUUAUUGAGAAUGAAGAAUCUUAUGUGGUAAAGAAAAUGGCUAGUAUAGAACCAAGAAAGAAAUAUGCACUGGUUCAUGAACAAAUAGGAAUUUUUAUUAUUGGUGGUUACAAUCUAUAUGUCAAUGUUCCUAUUCAAAAAGAACCUGAUACAGAUUAUUUAUUCAAAUUCAAUGGAAGUACAGUGAAAAUUCCACGAUUAAGUCCAUGUCGAGUUCAUUUUGGAAUAUAUACAGAUGGUGACGCUAUUUACGUUGCUGGUGGUCAAACGUUAUAUAAUGAAUUACUGGAUGAUAUUCAACGUUUAAAUUUACGAACAUUAAGAUGGGAAUAUGUUGCUAGAUUAAUGAAUCCUAUUGCUGCAUGUGGAAUGGCAGUUGAAGGACAACGAAUUUAUCUCGUAGGUGGUUAUGAUAUUUUUCAAAAUCAAACUUAUUUCGUCAAUACUUUUACUAUUUAUAAUUUGUUGACAGGAAAAUUUGAAAAAUCAACUGAUUUGCCAUCAUCACGUUGUCGCAGUCUAAUCUUUGCAACUAGUAAUGCUUUGUUUUGUGUAUCAGGUCUAAUUGAAGGUCGUGAUGAAAAUGGUAAUAAAAAAAUUAAAAUUUCUACUGAUAUUUUAAAAUGGAAACAUGAAACUCCAACAUGGAUUAAAGUUUCCCAAACACCUGAACUUAGUAAACUUCAUGCAUUAUCAUUCAAUGAUCCUUAUCUUGAAAUAAUGAAACGUAAUACUUCUGAUAAAGGUGAUGCUACUGACACCAUAGUUGAAGCUUAUUAUGAUUUUCGAACAAACAUUUGGGCAAAUGGCAAACCACCAGCAUCACCAAUGAAACUUAAAAGUGCAUCUGCUAUAAAAAAUCCAAACAACUCACUGGCGAAAUCGCCAUCGAAAGCAGCAAAUAAAACGAAAGCAACCCCAACUAAAACUCCUUCAAUAAUCUGUCAACAUCGUCCAUAUGAAUGUAUUCAAGUUUCAUAUCGUGGUAUUAAUAAAUGUAUAACAAAUUUUAAUCGUUUAACAACAGUUGCUCAUGUUAUUGAUGCAUUACUUAAUGAUUUAUCUGAAAAACAAUAUUUAUCUGUAAAUGAUUGUUGUUUAUAUAUUGAACGUUCACCAUAUUUAUUUCCAUUAAAAUCAACUGAUUUUAUUCAAGAUAUUCUAUUACGUUAUGCAUCAACACAUAUACAUUUUAAAUUAUCAUUUAAACGUAAUGCAUCACCAUCACGUUGGGCACAACGUAAAAAACUUCAUCGAACAUCAUAUCAACAAACAUCAUUAACAAAUGCUUAUGAACAAUUAAAAAUUCAAGAAUCAUUAAUACGACAACAACAUGAAAUAAUAACGCAAUUGAAAAAAAUUAAUUUAUCAAAUGAUCAUCAUAAUCAAUAUAAAACAUCAUCAAAUUAUACGAAUUAUUUCGAUUGGAUUACUCAAAGUAAUCAUAAUAGUGAUAGUGAUGAUAGCAAAAUUUCAUCAGAUAUUAUUCCGAUAUGUAGACGACAAUCACGACAAGAUGAAUAUCAUAAAGCUAUUAAUCAUAAUGCCACAAAUACAAGUCGUUCAUUAUCACGUGUUCGUUUUCGUACUUCAACAGGAAAUAAUACAAAUCAAUUACCAUCAUCGACAACACAAAUGAAAAGUAUUUUAAAAAAAAAUUCAUCAAAUUAUUCUUUUCUUCCACGAACUUCAAGUGUUGAUCGUGAUAUUAAUCGUUUAACAUCAAUUAAACAACGACGAAAUAGUUUAUAUAAAUUUGAUGAUGCUGAUGAUGAUAAUUUAUCAGAUCGAAGUACAACUGAUUCAUGUUUAGGUUCACUUUCAUCGAAUGAUAAUAAUAGUUAUGUUAGCAAUCAACAGCAUCUAGAAACACUUGUUUGA